UCCAAACUUGCUAAAGGACCCUAAUAUAGAGGGAGGCCAGGAGCGGGCAGUUAGCUAUCUGACAGCUCAGCCAUGUCUGCACCUGUCAUGGGAAGCACCAAGAAAACCUUUACUGAUGGCGAGCACCACAACCACAAGAAGAAGAAGGGAGCAGGCGCUCUGGCCACCGCCUACCUGGUCAUCUACAACGUGAUCAUGACCGCUGGAUGGUUGGUCAUUGCUGUGGGUCUUGUCCGGGCUUAUCUUACCAGAGGCAGCUAUCAUGGUCUCUACUACUCCAUAGAGAAGCCCCUGAAAUUCUUCCAGACUGGAGCUCUCCUUGAGAUAUUGCAUUGUGCUGUUGGCAUUGUACCUUCCUCUGUGGUCCUGACUGGGUUUCAGGUGCUGUCACGCGUGUUCCUCACGUGGGCUGUUACACACAGUGUUAGAGAAGUCCAGAGUGAGGACAGCGUGCUUCUCUUUGUGGUCGCAUGGACCAUUACGGAGAUCAUCCGCUAUUCAUUCUACACGUUCAGCCUGCUCAACCACCUGCCUUAUCUCAUUAAAUGGGCAAGAUACACAUUUUUUAUUGUACUCUACCCCAUGGGAGUGGCUGGAGAACUUCUGACCAUCUAUGCUGCUCUGCCUUAUGUUCAGAAGACAGGCCUCUAUUCAGUCACUUUGCCCAACAAGUAUAACUUCUCCUUUGAUUAUUAUACCUUCCUCAUUCUCACUAUGGUCUCCUACAUCCCCCUGUUCCCUCAGCUCUACUUCCACAUGUUGCGGCAGAGAAAGAAGGUUCUGGGUCACGUGGAAGACUACAGCAAAGUGGAAUAAACAUGCGGGCCAGCAUUCCACACAAUGUGGACUGACCAUAUUGAGGAAGGGGGGACACACACGCCACCUUUCCAAUUCAAACUUGGCUGAUUUUAAAAAGAGGAAAAGUUGCUUGUCAUAAUACAGAGUCCAGCUUUUUUUCCCCCCAAAUAAUGAAAUGACCUAGAGAUAAUUUCUAACAGAGCUAGUUAGGGAAUGAGAUUUUGCCGUUUGUGAUUUUUAAGAAUGUCGAUAAUGAUACGAUUGCAAUGGUUUAACAGAAGUGAGUCAUUUCUUCUAAUACACGGCUUUUUUUGUGUGUGUGUGAUCAGGUUUUAAGUUCUAAUACAGUUGCUCUGGCUUUAGUGAAGGAGGAAUGGAAGCAAUCCUUUCGGCUUUCACCUUUCAAAGUAAUGGGAACAUUUGAUGAAAUUGAUAUUGAUAAAUGUGAUGCCUCAAGCCGGUACUGUGAACUCGGAAGUAUUGGUAGCAGUUUUCUUUAUGCACAGUCAAGACCCUGAACACAUGACUACAUUCUGGAUGUCUCUAUUCGCCAUCUACAUGUUCCUUAGUCCAUAUAAUCACAGUCCAUUGUUGCUGUUUUGUGAUUCCUAAUUUAGUUGUUGAUGUUUUUCAUAGAUUUGAGCAGGAGUUCUGUAGGGUACUGACCCGUAGUUCAUAACAACGUUCCGAUUUUCUUUCAGUGUUAAUUGUUUGAAAGGGUCAUGUAAUGGACUUGAGCCAGAAUCUUGUUGUUUUGGUUAAUAUUGUUAUGUAGGUAAUGUAUAGCUGAAGUAAUUGUACAGGGUUGUGUUGUGUGUGUGUGUGUGAUCUGUGUUUAUCCUUUCAUCCUUCUGCAAAGGUGACCUCAAGCAAGCAGUCAUACCAACUUGUCAUAGAUUUCGAGUCUUGUCAGCAGGUGACUUUCUAAAGCGUUCGAUUGAAAUAAGGCAGGGUUGAUGCUGGAAGAGCACGUGGCAGUGGGAAACUAGCACAAUUGGAUUAGCCUGCGUCUAGUCAUGCAUUUACAAUGAGUAAAAUCUAAUGAAGCACAGAGCAGGCCAGGAGUCCGGAGUUGCUAAGCACUUUGUUGUCUGUCUGCUCUCAUUACCAACAGCACUGAAGUGCAAGCUCAAGCCUCGAAGAAGGGCUCGCUCAUUAGUCUUAAUGAACAACUAAUGAGCAGACUGGCCUUUCCCCACCAUUUGGGUCUGAACUUUACAUUCAAAGGUUAUAGCCUAGAAGUGCCAUCUCCCGUAGUCAGGGGAACACGCGUGUUUUUAUUUUCCAUUAAAAGAGGACAGUCAUACCAACUUAUUUUCGUAGAUAACAAGCUCCAGUCCAUUUAUCAAUUUGACAGUAGUCAAUUACCUCCGUGUUUCAUUAAUCAGCUAAUCUGCUCAUUUAACAUUAAUCAGUUUGAAUUGUUCUGAACCAGGAUACGCAAUGGUGAUAUGGCAUUCCCUUGCUUGCUGGUAUGACUUAUUCGCUGUAAAGCUCCUGGAACAAAUGAUGUUCAACCUCUCAGCACCCAGAUGUUUCGGCAUGAGAACCCAAGAGUGCAACUCGACUUAAAACUGCAUGUAAGGUGACCGUUGCUCCAUGUCUUAAAUGGUGCAGUGUUGUCAUACUACACCAUUGGACGCAUGACCUUUACAGCUGUCAGGAAAUGUUGGGCUUUUGAUACAAAGGAUUUGCAUGGGACCAGCAGACUUUGUAUGACUAGUAAAAGUUAUAUAUUUACAAUAAACAUAUAAUCUGGGAAACCAAAA
Messenger RNA from Silurus meridionalis, 2567 nucleotides. It is a transcript of the gene hacd2, whose product is annotated as 3-hydroxyacyl-CoA dehydratase 2. Gene Ontology annotation, biological process: fatty acid elongation; sphingolipid biosynthetic process; very long-chain fatty acid biosynthetic process. Lineage: Eukaryota; Metazoa; Chordata; Actinopteri; Siluriformes; Siluridae. The transcript has 7 exons. Gene Ontology annotation, cellular component: endoplasmic reticulum membrane. Gene Ontology annotation, molecular function: 3-hydroxyacyl-CoA dehydratase activity. The coding region runs from base 73 to 816 and encodes 247 amino acids. The record is from RefSeq and is a predicted model, not a curated record.